AUGUUGCUUGCUUGGCUUCUGUUGGUCUGGACACUGGGUGCUGCUGCCGCGCCGCAGAAGCGGCCGCACAAGCCUUCGCCGGAAGUCGCCGCCAUGUCUGCUGCUGAUGCCCAGUGCGCCUACCGGCUCAUCGAGACGCGCUGCCCAUAUCCCGAUGCUGCCAUGUCGCGCGCAGCCCCGCUAUGCCUGGGAGUUGUGUGCGGCAUUGGGACGGGCGACCUCUUUGAGUUCAGCACUCGUUACGGUGGCAUUCUUGGCAAAUUCCCCAAUUUGCUGAUGCUCCAGCACGGUGCGCCGGGCGAAGGAAAAAGUGUUGCCCUCUGGCUGUUCCAAAUCUUAUACUUCUUCGAUGAGCUCCGCACAAAAGCCAAAUUGGAGAAGUAUCGCAUUCAGAAAGAGGAGCACCGCUUAGCUGCACAAGAUAGCCCGCACGAGGAUGCCAAAGACGGCCCUUCCAAGCCGGAGCAUUCGGACAGCGUCCACAACAAGGGCACGUUCUUGGGCAUGGGCGCAACACUUGAGAAACAGGGCG
Messenger RNA from Symbiodinium pilosum, 532 nucleotides. Lineage: Eukaryota; Dinophyceae; Suessiales; Symbiodiniaceae. The record is from the annotation of a GenBank genome assembly.